Molecule: messenger RNA, 667 nt
Organism: Rhodamnia argentea
Lineage: Eukaryota; Viridiplantae; Streptophyta; Magnoliopsida; Myrtales; Myrtaceae
Exons: 3
Coding region: 145-435 (96 amino acids)
Source: RefSeq, a predicted model, not a curated record
CUUCCACUUUCAUGUAUCUUUCUGCCGUCCAUACGACUGAAAGGAAAGUCAAUGGAGCUAGUUUUCGGGCUUUUUGGGGUUGUGCACGCCAACCGUUCGAGGAAAUUACCCACUGGGAUUUUUGCUUAAUGCACUUGCAGUUCUAUGGCAUUGAGGCGGCUUUUGGGGUGGUCUGAUGGUGAGUUGAUGAGAUCAGAUUCAAAGCCUUGUUCGCGAUUGAUGAGACAAACAGCUGCCAUUUGCACUGUGGGCGGAGGCUUGGGGUUCUGGGUUCUCUGUAGAAUGCACUAUGGUGCAAGGAUCACAGUACCCAGGAGUCUCCGGUGGGCAGCUUGCGGAGCUCUAUCAGUGAGCUCAACUUCUGCGCUGCUGGUCCGCCUGUUCAGUCCAGAAUGUGAACCACAAAAUAUUGCUGCUUAUGACAAAGGAAGAUAGUAGUAGUAUUCAAUUAGAGCUGUAUUUCUUCUUUCAUAUAGUGACUCAUGAGCCCAUCUUAUAGUCAUGUACUUUCUUUCUGACUAGUGGAGUGAUGUUAAUUUUCAAGUCUGUAUUAUCGAGUCUGCAUGAUGAAUGUUCCUUUUGUACUAAGAUGGGCAUAUUUUUGGGUUGAUAAACAGCCUAAAGUAUGUUACACACUAACAUCAGGGUUUCCAAGAUAGGCAUAUAA